This is a messenger RNA of Piliocolobus tephrosceles (Ugandan red Colobus), 3715 nucleotides long. RefSeq names its product spindle and centriole associated protein 1 (gene SPICE1). Bases 462 to 3050 code for a protein of 862 amino acids. NCBI's taxonomy places the organism in Eukaryota, Metazoa, Chordata, Mammalia, Primates, Cercopithecidae. Gene Ontology annotation, biological process: regulation of centriole replication; mitotic spindle assembly; metaphase chromosome alignment. Gene Ontology annotation, cellular component: centriole; spindle; centrosome. The transcript has 18 exons. The record is from RefSeq and is a predicted model, not a curated record.
UUGGUUGUGCGUGGCGUCAGAGCACCUCGAGUAUGCGCGUGCGCACCGCUUUCGAGAGCUUUUGCACAGAGCUGGAAAUUGGGGGUACUCGCUUGUAGCGUUCGAGGAGUUUGCCGGGUAGCAGGAGAGAGGCAAACUAUCCAGGAUGCUUUGUGACCAGGAGCGUCAUUUAGAUAGAUAGAUGUCAGAGAGGGGCUUCUCAGAAGGCUCCGCCUGUCUGAGUUUUGAGGAGUCCGUGGAAGUUAACCCGGCAAAGAAGAGAGUGAGCCUGACGGGUGUUCGGAGCAGAGGGAAAAGAAUGGUUGCAACUAUAUGUGAGGCGAGAACUCGGUUUUAGGAUUUGCGGGAGUGUGAGAGAACACUGGAAAGAAAGGUCAGCCGGGCCACAUAGGGGAGAGGUCUGAAUGCCAAGCUGAGUUGGAUUCCUCUUGACAGUGGGGAGCCAUCCGAAUCCAGAGGAGAUGUCAUUUGUCAGAGUGAACCGCUGUGGUCCCCGAGUUGGUGUAAGAAAGACACCAAAAGUAAAGAAGAAAACUUCAGUGAAACAAGAAUGGGAUAAAGGCCACCUUUUUUUACAGAAUACUGUGACUGAUCUAACAGUUCAUCGGGCAACUCCUGAAGAUCUGGUACGCCGUCAUGAAAUACACAAAUCAAAGAAUAGAGCAUUAGUACACUGGGAACUCCAAGAAAAAGCUUUGAAGAGAAAAUGGAGGAAGCAGAAACCUGAAACUUUAAAUCUUGAGAAAAGAAGAUUGUCUAUCAUGAAGGAGAUUCUUUCUGAUCAAUACCAGAUGCAAGACGUAUUGGAGAAAUCUGAUCAUCUAAUAGCUGCAGCAAAAGAGCUGUUCCCUCGUAGGCGCACAGGGUUUCCAAAUAUAACAGUGGCUCCUGAUUCCUCUCAGGGUCCCAUUGUGGUAAAUCAAGACCCUAUCACCCAAUCUAUCUUUAAUGAGUCUGUCAUAGAACCUCAGGCUCUUAAUGAUGUAGAUGGUGAAGAAGAAGGAACUAUUAAUAGCCAGUCAGGAGAAAGUGAGAAUGAGAAUGAGUUGGAUAACUCUCUAAACUCUCAGUCUAACACAAAUACAGACAGGUUUCUCCAGCAACUCACAGAAGAGAAUUCUGAGUUAAUUAGUAAGUUGUGGACUGAUAUUCAGCAGAAAAUAGCAACCCAGUCACAAGUAACUCCUCCAGGAACACCAUCACCUGCUCUUUCAUCAGGGGAACAAAGAGCUGCUCUGAAUGCUACCAAUGCUGUCAAGAGACUCCAAACCAGGCUUCAGCCUGAAGAAUCUACUGAGACUCUAGACUCAAGCUAUGUUGUGGGACACGUGCUGAACUCAAGGAAGCAAAAACAGCUCUUAAAUAAAGUGAAAAGAAAACCGAAUUUGCACGCUCUUUCCAAGCCGAAGAAAAACAUGUUAUCAGGUAGCACAACCUCUGCAGACUUACCAAAUAGGACUAAUUCCAACCUGGAUAUCCUCAAACACAUGAUACAUGAAGUGGAACACGAAAUGGAAGAAUAUGAGCGGUGGACAGGUCGCGAGGUCAAGGGACUGCAGAGCAGUCAGGGUCUUACAGGCUUCACUUUGUCAUUGGUGAGCUCCCUCUGUCGCCUGGUUCGGUACCUUAAAGAGAGUGAGAUCCAGCUACGUAAAGAAGUAGAGACAAGGCAACAACUGGAACAAGUAUUAGGUGAUCAUCGAGAGCUCAUUGAUGCUCUGACAGCUGAAAUUCUUCGUCUUAGAGAAGAAAAUGCUGCUACACAGGCAAGACUUCAGCAGUACAUGGUCACAACAGACGAGCAACUUAUAUCACUCACAUAUGCUAUUAAGAACUGUCCUGUGAUAAAUAACAGACAAGAAAUUCAGGCAUCAGAAAGGGGAGCCACAGGUCGAAGAAAUAUGGACAGUUCAGAGGGUCCAGCUGUAAAUGCCAAUGUCUCAGUGCCAUUGAUGUUCAGAGAGGAAGAGGUGGUUGAAUUCCCACAGGAAGAGUUGCCUGUUAAAUUGUCUCAGGUGCCAGACCCUCCAGAUAACAUGACUCUGGCCAAGAAUUUUCCAGCACAUAUUUUUGAGCCAGCUGUGUUGUUAACACCACCCAGGCAGAAGAGCAACUUAAAAUUCUCUCCUCUUCAGGACGUAUUGAGAAGGACUGUUCAAACUCGUCCUGCUCCACGACUUCCUCCAACUGUGGAAAUAAUUGAGAAGGAACAAAAUUGGGAAGAGAAGACCUUACCUGUUGAUACAGAUAUUCAGAAUUCAAGUGAAGAGAAUCGUCUGUUCACUCAGAGGUGGAGAGUCUCUCAUAUGGGAGAAGAUUUGGAGAACAAAGCUCAGGCUCCUUUUGUUAACCUCCCACAGCCCAUCUGCAAUUCCCAUUCCAACACUCAACAGUCAAGAAGCCCCCCAUUCUCAGAAGAGCUCCCAGUACUGGGAGAUGGACAGCAGCUGAGAACAAAUGAGGCAUUAAUACAAAGAAAGGAUAUAAUGGCACGAAUGGCUGAUUUGACAUUGCAGAAUUCAGCUAUGAAGGCACAUAUGAAUAAUAUUAUUGAGCCCAGAGGAGAGCAAGGGGAUGGACUCCGGGAGUUGAAUAAACAAGAAAGUGCAAGUGACAUGACUUCUACUUUUCCAGUAGCACCGUCUCUAGCACCAGGUAGCAUGGAGGAACGGAUUGCAGAAUUGAAUCGGCAAAGUAUGGAGGCUCGUGGAAAGCUACUGCAGUUGAUAGAGCAGCAGAAACUUGUUGGUUUGAAUCUUUCUCCACCAACGUUACCUGUUCAAUUACCUCUCAGAGCAUGGACUGAAGGAGCAAAGAGGACAAUUGAGGUAUCUAUUCCAGGAGCAGAAGCCCCAGAAAGCUCAAAAUGUAGUACUGUCUCUCCCGUCAGUGGGAUAAAUACAAGAAGAUCUUCUGGGGCUACUAGUAAUUCUUGUUCUCCACUAAAUGCCACCUCAGGAAGUGGGAGAUUCACACCUCUUAAUCCAAGAGCAAAGAUUGAGAAACAGAAUGAAGAAGGCUGGUUUGCUCUUUCUACCCAUGUAUCAUAAGUGAAGUCAAGUUUCACUGAGUUUGUUCUUAAUAAUUUAUUACUCCCCUUUCCCUGCUCUGACUUUUAAGUUUUUAUAUCCUUCUUUCAGAUAAAACCUACAAAGAUCUUGUGAAUUAGUACUAAUGGAACAGAGAAAUAAAGCAAUUAUUUUUUGAUUUUCUCAAAUAAGUUUUCAACAACCAACUGACCUACAGCUCCCUGUGAAUGAAAUUUUGACUGUAGAGAAGUUAAAGCUUUGUAUUUUAAUACUUUCUUAAAUAUUUUAAGAGUCUUUUAAAAUACAUUUUUACCUUUAUCAUCUUUAUUCAGGGUUUUUUGAGGUUUAGUGUAUCUUAGUUGAUCCAUUUAUUUUUUUAUUUUCCUGAAGAACUAAUUUGCUUUGCAUGUAACUUACAGUAAAAUUCCUCUGUAUGAUUAGAGUCUGGCUUUCAGGAAAAUGUAACACCCACUUUUCUUUCUUUUUUCUUGGGAAGUCAUUGCUGUUCAUCACUUUUUCCAUCAAGUGAAAUAUACAGCCUUAAAAAAAUAGGCCUGGGAGUGUUUGUUUAUAUUUGCUUAAGCAGGUAAGAGUGGUUGCAUUUAUUAUAAAAUCUUAUGUAGCUUUUAAAGUGUGAAAAUGUCAUCAAUAAUGGUAAUGCAAAUCAAAUAAAAAAUGAUUCUAGA